GGAAAAUAGAAGUGGAGAGAUAAGAUACCCAAUGGAGGUGUUUAUUUAAGUGGUGUCAUGUCUCUGGCACAUACCAACAACAGGGUUUGUCUGAGCGGUCAGCUUUGUGAGAAGCUCACAAUACCGAGACUACGAAGGAAUUAAAACAGGCUGACGGAGGGAUCAGUGAGGCUACCACUUUUUUCUCCCACAUUUUGCCCUAAGGUUGACCAGGGCAGCCAUGAGUAAACAGACAACUCUGGCAACAUGCAUUGCCAAGAUGUAUGAGGGUGGCAGGUUGGAAAACUCUGGAACUCCAUCUGGGACGAUAAAAAAGCCAAGUCAAACUCUCAUAGGAAGCCUGAGCAAUGUGGAGGUCAAGUUGAACGCAUUGGAAGGGAAGGUGGAGCAGAUCGAACGCACCCAGAUGGAGGUGCUUCACAAGCUAGGUUCCUUGUGCCAAGGCAUGGAAGCUCUGGAAAGGACAUUUAUGCAGCCCAAGCCUAGCGCUCAAGAAUCAAACACUAUCAAAAAUGGCCAGCGGGAGAGCAAGCUCCCUUUGCUGACCGAGGUCAAAUCGCUUUGUGGAGAAACGGUGGAUCUGCUUCACAAUCUAAAGCAUGAGAGCCAGCAACAGAGGAAGAAGAUUGAAUGCAUGGAAAGUUCUUUAUCCACUCUUGAGAAAGUAUUAGGGUAUGUGGGAGACGCUUUUCGAAACUCAAAGAUAGUAGAGUUUAUCCUCAAUGGUGUGGUGCCAUGGAGGAGACAAGGCCUUCUGGACACUGUGGAGGAAGAGAAAAACAAGCCAGAUGUCAACAACAUUAAACCAAACGUCGGUUUCUGCCACCAGAGCACACAGACUUCACAACAGGUUAAAGAAGUUAUUUCAGCUGAGCUUGAGCUCCAGCAGACGAAGGUCACUCUUCCCAAUGACCGAAGCAGCCAACCUUCUCCUGAAGUCUAUACAGGGGCAGGUGAACCUUUGAAACCUGUUAGUGCAGGAGAAAGCUCAAAAGCCUUACAAAAGGCCAAAGAGGUCUCUGUGAAAAGCAGUGAGCCCACACAUGUCCAGACAUUUGCUCCUGCAGUCCAUCUAGAGGCUGAGCAGAUUGACGUGGAUAAUGUUCCUAAGCAAGAGACAAACAGCUUGGUCGCAGCUCCGGCUGAUGCUAAAUGUGUCAUUGAGACAAUGACUAAAGUGGAAAAAGAUAUAGCGCUUCAGCAAGAGAGAGCUCUUGAACGGGCAGAUGCUUCACAUGUUGAAGAUAAGGUUUUGCUCAAAUCAAUAAUUCCUGGACAGCAAUUGGAGAAGGUUGAGGUUCCUCAACAACAGGCAGAGGUUUCAGUGGUUGUUGAUGAGGAUUCGUUAGAACCAUCAGUUCCUGGACAACAACUAGAUAAAAAGGUGGAGGUUCUUAAAAAACAAACAAAGGAUUCACCGGUUGUAGAUGAAGACUCAUUAAAACCAUUAGUUCCUGGACAAAAACAACUAGAAAAGAAGGUGGAUGUUCCUGAUAAAGCUCAGAAGAAGGUUGAUGUUCCUCAUGAAGCUCAUAAGAAGGUAGAGGAGGUUCCUCAAAAAGAUGAGCUCUGCAUAGAAAAGCCUUUUAUCAGACAUGCAGAAAUUAAAACACAACAUGAAGAGACAGUGAAGAUGGAAACACCAGAGCCAAAACAUGAUGAGAGCAAGUGUCCAACUGAAACAGAUGUUGAGAAAACUGAAAAUAAAAAUGCAGAUGUCACUUUAGAGUCUGAUAAAGUAACGAUCUGUGCUGUUAGUCCACAAAAUACAAGCCUUGAUGAGGAUGGGAAAAGUAAAGCGGCACCUCUAAGGAAAGCUAUUUCGACACUGCUGAUCAUUGAUGAUAGCCCACCUUUGCCAGCCCCAUUCGACCAUCGCAUUGUCAGUGCCAAGCAGGUCCCCAUUAACUCAUAUUAUGCUGUCAACCCUGUCGAGGUUCUAGGCGGAGGCCGAUUUGGACAGGUACACAAGUGCGCCGAACUGUCGUCAGGACUUACGCUGGCCGCUAAGAUAAUAAAAGUCCGCGGAAUGAAAGAAAGGGAUGAAGUGAAGAAUGAGAUUGGAGUUAUGAACCAGCUAAAUCACGUGAACCUGAUUCAACUAUAUGAUGCUUUUGAGUCUCGAACGAACCUCACACUCAUUAUGGAAUACGUGGAGGGCGGCGAAUUGUUUGAACGAAUCAUUGAUGAGAAUUACCAGCUGACGGAGCUGGAUGCCAUCGUGUUUACCAGGCAGAUUUGCGAAGGGGUUCAGUACCUUCACCAGCAGUACAUUCUCCAUUUAGAUCUUAAGCCGGAAAAUAUCUUAUGUGUGAACAGCACAGGCAAUCAAAUCAAGAUCAUUGACUUUGGACUUGCCAGAAAGUACAGGCCCAGGGAAAAGCUGAAGGUCAACUUUGGUACCCCAGAGUUUCUGGCACCAGAAGUUGUCAACUAUGACUUUGUGUCAUUUCCUACAGACAUGUGGAGUGUUGGUGUCAUCACAUACAUGCUUUUGAGUGGCCUUUCUCCAUUCAUGGGUGACAACGACGCAGAAACAAUGAACAACAUUCUGCACGCCAAGUGGGAAUUUGACGCGGAGGCAUUCGAGAAUGUGUCAGAGGAAGCCAAAGACUUCAUAUCCAGCCUUCUUGUGUCCGCCAAAUGCAGCCGAUUGAGUGCAUCAGGAUGCAUGAAGCACAGCUGGCUAAAUAACCUGGAGGACAAGGCCAAGAUGUACAAAGUUCGGCUGAAGUCUCAAAUGAUGCUUCAGCGUUACCUUGUUGCACACCGUCAGUGGAAGAAACACUUCUACGCAGUGGCAGCAGCAAACAGGCUGAAGAGGUUUCAGCAAAGCAGAUCAAUUAGUACACCAAAUUAGCUAUUAACCUGGAGGAUAGUGGACAUCACAACAUCGCACAUUGAACUUGUCUGAAUGGUUUUAAAAUGGCUUCACAGUACGUGUUCAAUAUGUGCUUGCCUGCCUUCUUGUUAAAAGGGUCAUAUUUUCCCUAAUGUUUUACCUUGCAACACCAUUGCAUUUCAUUUACACGUCUUCAUCAUGCUUUCACACCGGGAGUGUAGAGCAUGGAUGGCAGGGUGUGCUUUUGAACCACAUGAAAAAGCGGUCGUCCCUUCUGUGAAGGUGUUUUCCUUGGGCACUUCUGCCUUAUACUAGUAUUUGAAUGUUGCUUUUGUCCUCAUGGAUUGGCAUUUUAUAUAUUUAGAAAAAAAAAAAUAGCAUGAAUAUUUGAUGUAGAAACACAUUGGUAAUCCUAUAUUUUUAUUAUUUUUAGCAUGUUCAUUACAGCCGGAAACAAAAUGUUAACUGGAUACAUUUUCAAUAUAAAUCUUUAUAUUUGAAACCUUUUUAUUUGUUGUUCAGGAUUUCCUGAAUGUUAAUCCAUACUGUGACUUGAAACUGUUUCCUGGGUAUUGACUGCAUUAGCAGAUGUAUACAUUCAUAUGGUGAGAGCACGAGCACCAAUACAUGCACAAAGGUGGUUUUGCUCAUGGCAUGGCAACCAGCAAUCAAGAGCACAGAAUCAUAGGGUAGUCCUGUUUUGCUAUUCUGUAGAGUGUGCUUGCGUAGAUAGCAUUGAACGGGAAUAUUUUUCAGUGUAAUACUAAACGUCACCGAUUUUCUGGGUAGAAAAUGUCUAAUCAAGUCAAAAAAUGAGAAGUUAAAUUGUGUCAAGAACACCCAUUUUAUUCACAUUAAAAUCAAAGUGGAAGCAAAUGAGUCAUGUCUUAUUGAA
Messenger RNA from Danio aesculapii, 3737 nucleotides. RefSeq names its product myosin light chain kinase 3 (gene mylk3). Bases 221 to 2860 code for a protein of 879 amino acids. NCBI's taxonomy places the organism in Eukaryota, Metazoa, Chordata, Actinopteri, Cypriniformes, Danionidae. Gene Ontology annotation, molecular function: ATP binding; protein serine/threonine kinase activity. Gene Ontology annotation, biological process: intracellular signal transduction; positive regulation of apoptotic process; protein phosphorylation. The transcript has 13 exons. Gene Ontology annotation, cellular component: nucleus; cytoplasm. The record is from RefSeq and is a predicted model, not a curated record.